Owenia fusiformis is the source of this 1474-nucleotide messenger RNA. The record is from the annotation of a GenBank genome assembly. NCBI's taxonomy places the organism in Eukaryota, Metazoa, Annelida, Polychaeta, Sabellida, Oweniidae.
UGAAUAUCUAGGGAAGCCGAAAUUAAAAUAUUUUGCUGAUUUCUAGUUGAUCCAGCGAUGUCUACGAAGACGAUCUCGUUGCUGUUUAUCAAUUUGGGAGGGGAGAUGAUGUACAUCUUAGAUCAGAGACUCCGGGCUCAAAAUAUACCACAGGACAAGGCAAAAAAAGUCAUUCAUGAUAUCGUAGGGACAAUGUACAACAAGAGGUUUAUGGAGGAAUUCUUCAAACCCCAAGCCUUAUACUCUAAGAAGGCAAUGAGAACAGCAUUUGACAGACUAGCCCAUGCUUCAAUCAUGAAAUUGAAUGCUGCCAGCAUGGACAAACUAUAUGACCUUAUGACAAUGGCAUUCAAGUACCAAGUAUCUCUUUGUUUGAGACCCAGUGAUAUAUUGCUAGUCACCCUCAAUCACAUAGAUGCCAUACAUGCCUUGGUCCAGGACUCACCAACUAUACGACAGCAAGUAGAACAUGUUUAUAGACUUCUUAUACAGACUUUUGGUAAUUUAAAUACUGGAGAAUUUCAACUUAUACGACAGACCUUAUUACACUUUUUUCAAGAUAUGCAUAUACGGGUUUCAAUUUUCUUAAAAGAUAAAGUGCAAAAUUCCAAUGGCAGGUUUGCCCUGGCUACUAAAGGACCUGUCCCAUGGGGCGGAGAAGUGCCUGGAACUAUACGAUUAUUCAAUGCUUCGGGUAAAGAGACAGACACAGAAUCUUUCCCACCAGGUGGCUCUUAUGUCAGCUCUAAACGUGAAGGAUCUGUAGAUUUAAAAGGUGACAGAGUAACUAAGCUAGGUACAAAUAUGUAUGGUGUGGCUAAGCCUUCAGAAACAACUGUCCUACCUAAUAAAGUCACCAGUAAACCUUCAAGAGAAGUGGACACCAGCAAUCCAGAUCCCAAUGCAAAAGCUCAACUAGAUCUGCUGUCACAGCUUAUUGGAGGCCAGCAGAAGAAAUCUGGAAAGUCAGAGUUCAGGCUCAAUCUCUUCAAUACAGAUGAAGAGGAAAAAGAGGCUGAGGCCAUGAGACCACCAGAAGAAGAGGGAUCUAAAGUAAUCAAUAUUGAUGCUAGGAAGAAAAAGCAAAGUGCAGAGUUGAGUAAGAUCAUGGGAGAGAUGAGUGUGGAUGAUAGCCAAGGGAGAGAUGAGGAUGACCUACUUGACCUCAUGGACAAUGCCUAGGAACAACCCUCCCCCUGUAGACUAGUCGAUUGCCUUAUAAAGAACAAGUGAUUUGGAUUGGUGGUAUCAUCGAAAAAACAUUUGUUACAAAAGUUCACAUCCCACCAGUUAAUUAUUCUACGAACUGAAAAUCAUUUUAUAAAAUGAUGAUGAAUUUAUAAGAUUAUGAUGAAUAUUGUAGAAAAUGAUGAUUAUUUUAUAAAACGAUGAUAAUUUUAUAAGAUUAUGAUGAAUAUUGUAGAAAAUGAUGAUAAUUUUAUGAGAGUAUGAUGAAUAUUGUAGAAAAUCAUGA